AUCACGACCUAUAUAUAGAGAGAGAGUUUGGUCGUCGCGGGUAAAACGAGUUCGCCGCGAGAUUUCGCACUGGUGGUGGUCUCUCCAAAUCAAAGUAUUAUCGCGGGUGGGUCAGACUCCCCAGCCAUCAGAUUCGCAAUGAAACGUCUCCGCACGACGGCCGGCGGUGGCUCCGGCUGGUCCGCCCUCCCCGGCGACCUCCUUGAGCAGAUCUCCGGCUACCUUUCCACCGACGCCGACCACCUCCACAUCCACCAGGUCUGCGCCCCAUGGCGAGCCUGCACCCCUUCUCCCUCCGCUUUCCGCCCGUGGAUCCUGGCCCGCUGGACGGCCCGGAGCCCACCGCCGGCACCCUCCUCCUGUAAUUACUCCGUCUGGCUCCCCCGCCGCCACCUCCAGCGGGAGGUGGGCAUCGGCGCCCCGCCGGCCGGCGUCCCGUACUGCUGCGGCGCAUCCCGCGGCUGGCUCGCCCUGACCGAUAACGCCAGCUCCCCCACGCGGCUUGUGCUGUGGGACCCGGCCUCCGGCGCCGAGGUCCACCUCCCGCCCCUGCCGGGCGUCAUCCAGGUCUUCCUCUCCGCGGAUCCGCUCGCCUCGCCUGACUGGAUGGCGGUCGCAAGCCAGCGCUACGGGAACAUGGGGGCGCAGAAGCCCUUCUUCUGCCGGCCUGGGGACGCCGCCUGGAGCGUCCUCUGCGACCGGCCCACCGCCGGGGUCGACAGGGUAGCGUUCCACGGGGGGAGGAUAUACUACAUGGAUUGGAUGCAUGUCCUCGUCGUCUGCGACCUCAACCGUGGGCCGGCGCCACACGUCCAGAUCAGGAACAUCAGCGGCCACAUUAGCCGGCUCUGCAGCUGCGACCGCUACCAUGGCAUCCGCAGGGCCCACAUGGUGUCCUGUGCCGGCGACUUGCUGCUUGUUGUCCUGCGCAAUGACAGUGGCCACCCGUCCUUCGCUGAAAUCUAUAAGCUUGAGUCGCCGCCGGAGCGUGGGCCGCCACUGGAGCUCGGUGAUAGAGUAACGGACCUUGGCAAUCACUCUCUCUUCCUUGCUCGCGGCGAAAACUUCGCCCUUUCUGCCAAGGAGUUCCCCGCUAUCAGGAGGAACCAUAUCUACGGCUUGGAAUUUGAUGGGAAUUACUCUCGUAACUAUGACCACGCUUGGCCUGAUUGGGCGUUUGUGUUCGACCUGGGUUCAGGUACUUUGAAAAAAAUUCCAUACCCAGGAGAGUUCAGGGACGAAGGAAGCAAUUGGCAGCCACUUUUCUGGUUGUGUCUCAGAAGCCAAUUCAUGAGGAAGCAGCAAAACGCCUUAUCGAGAAAUGAAGAUCCAGCAACACUGAGCUCUGCAGCUGGUGUUGAAGUUUUCAGAGAUGGCAUUCAGAGUAUCAUCUGUUGAAGAUCUAAUGGAGGGCGACGAACCUCUCUGUGACUACUCACUGUUUGUGGUCCAAUUUGAUGCAUUGUCCUUGUUUGUAAAUCGAUUUUAUGCCAUCAAGAGGAACAAUGUAUAGUGUGCAGACAGACAUCACAAGCAGCAACACUAGUGGAUCUGUGUUCCAUAAAGAAUUCACUACACUGUAGCACUUAUGGAAGAUAAGGAUCCACUUAAUCUUGCUCACAUUCUUUGCAAGUUGAGAAGAAAAUUUCUUCUCUCAGACCUUUGUACAUAAACUGUUUACCUAGUUUAUUUAUAAAUAUAUUCAGUAGGGUUCUCUCUACUAUUCUCCUAAAAAAAUACAUAAUGCCAACCUUCUGUACUCUCUUCAUGGUGUUAUUAUGAACCUUUGUACUUUGAA
This is a messenger RNA of Panicum virgatum (switchgrass), 1798 nucleotides long. RefSeq lists its product as uncharacterized. Lineage: Eukaryota; Viridiplantae; Streptophyta; Magnoliopsida; Poales; Poaceae. The transcript has a single exon. Gene Ontology annotation, molecular function: protein binding. Bases 139 to 1398 code for a protein of 419 amino acids. The record is from RefSeq and is a predicted model, not a curated record.